AUGCCCGCGCCGACGACAUGCUCCCCGGCGGACCUCCACGACCCCACAAGCGCAGCGUACAAGAAAGCUAGGAGACUGCACCUCAAGACGACGAGGAACAGAUCCGACCACGCCGAGGCCGACUGGACGCCAUUCCGAGCAGCCGAGAAAAAGUACAAGGCACGCUUCCCGCCGCCUGACCUCUCUCAUGUCCUCGACACUGCAGCUUUGGACCCGUCUCGAUCAGAGGAAGUGUCGAGGGGUGGAUGGAGGGGAAGUGGCAGCACCAUCGUGUGCAGAGAGAUCGAGUUAGAGUGUGCAGAGGGACCGUCAGAGAGCACGAAGGGAUACGUGUUUCCAAGCACCCCUGGAUUGGUUCUCUUGCCGUCGUUCGUCCCUCACGAAGAGCAGAGGCGUCUCGUGCGCUGGGCGCUGUGCGACCAGGCUCGUCACCCAAACGAAACCAACCUCGACACCCACUAUGUUCUCCCCGAAGACGGACUCUGGAACAGGUACCUCGACGUCCACCGUAGUGCUCGCGAGGACGACUACAUUCAGCCUCGGGCGUCGAGCUCCGAGCCCGGAACGGAGACACAAUGCGAACCUCCUGGGCCCCGCAAACUGAUCUCGAACGAGGCAGCAGGUAAAGACAACUUUUCCGCGCUAUCUACUACUUCAAAGUUGCCCCCAGCACCGUCCCCGACCGCCCACCCAGCGCCUGCCUCCACGCUCGUGCCAAAGCUGCGGUGGGCCAACAUUGGCUGGUCUUAUCACUGGGGGACAAAACAAUACGACUUCUCGAGGGGCAAGGGUGCCAUUCACGAGGAGAUUCAGACUGUAUGCCGACGAGCCGUCCAAUCGAUACGCUGGGACGAGAUAUUUCACGGGCCAGAUGUCGACAGCGGCGAUUGGGGAGACGGGGGCCCCGAUUGGGAUACGUGGCAUGAGACAUACGAGCCCGAUGCUGGCAUCGUGAACUUCUACCAGACGAAGGACACCCUCAUGGCCCAUGUAGACCGCUCGGAAGUGUGUGCCACAUCUCCCCUUGUCUCGAUUUCGCUGGGUUGCGCCGCGAUCUUCCUCAUCGGCGGUCUCACGAGGGACGUAGAGCCCACCGCGAUUCUGUUGCGUUCGGGCGACGUCGUGAUCAUGUCAGGGCCCGCGUGUCGACGGGCCUACCAUGGCGUUCCUCGAAUACUGGAAGGCACACUUCCGCCUCAUCUCGAAGCGGGAGUCGACGCGGGAUGGCAGUUGUAUGAAGAAUAUCUGCACAGUGCGAGAAUUAAUGUCAACGUGCGACAAGUUUUUCCAAGAGGGUUUGUACCGUCUGAGGUAGGACAAAGCGCACAGGGCAAGCCGACACGCACCGACGUGCAAUUUGCGUAG
This is a messenger RNA of Fibroporia radiculosa, 1365 nucleotides long. RefSeq lists its product as uncharacterized. Gene Ontology annotation, cellular component: nucleus; cytoplasm. The record is from RefSeq and is a predicted model, not a curated record. The transcript has 6 exons. Bases 1 to 1365 code for a protein of 454 amino acids. Lineage: Eukaryota; Fungi; Basidiomycota; Agaricomycetes; Polyporales; Fibroporiaceae.